AUGCUUGGACGGAUCUUUUUGGACGAGCGUAUCGCGAGCCUCGGAUAUGCGGGCAUGCUUACCACAGUAGUUGGUGUUUUUCUGUGUGCAUUGGAGAGAGAAACAGACAAUGAAGAUCGUGCAGACAGAAUACCAGAUGGGGACGUGCUCUUCUCCGGCUACGCUCUUGCAUUUGUAAAUGUGUUCUUUGAUGCUAUGGGAGCCUUUCUCACAAAGAGGUGGGGUGGCCCCCCCUUAGACGCCUUGGACAUCACUGUCAUUCGCUUCGGUGCAGCCUCAGUCAUGCUGCUAGCAGUGUACUUGGUCAUGAAGGUGUCCGGCAUGGCAUCACAGAACGAGUCUUUGGAAGAUGCUGUCCUGCCAUACGAUGAAACGAAACCACUCCUGGAAUCUGGCAAGAGAGAAAGCCUGGUACCAGCAUCCCUCAUCGCUAUGACGCGGCGCGAGUGGUUUCUGGUUUCCAUGGGCGUGCUCCUCGUGACGUGUUGCAAUCCAGUCCUCUAUAAUUACGCGCUGUUUCAGAUUCCACUGGCAUUCGCCAUCACCCUCGCGAGCUUCGGACCCAUCUAUGCUAUUCCGCUCGUCUACCUGAUGAAAGGAGAAGCAGUCACGGCGCGGUCGGCAGUUGGGGCUCUCCUCGCUGUUGCCGGCGUGGUAAUGUUGGCCCGGUCGUGA
Symbiodinium necroappetens is the source of this 675-nucleotide messenger RNA. The record is from the annotation of a GenBank genome assembly. Lineage: Eukaryota; Dinophyceae; Suessiales; Symbiodiniaceae.